AUGGCUCCUAUCAGCCGCACUGUGACAUCAUUCCCUACACCGGUCACAACUCCAUCAUUGGCUCCCUUCGUAGAUGAUGUGCCAACCUCAAGCCCCAUGGUUACUCCAUCUGUUGCUCCAGUGGUUUCUCCAUCCAUGGUUGUCAUUCCCACCACUGUGCCAACUGAAGAAGGUCCGCCAGGGACCAACCCUGCUGAUAAGGAUUCUCCGAGUGCCAUGCCAAGUGCCAUGCCAAGUGACAAUCCAACCAUGUCACCAAUGUCAUUGACCACAGCAAUUCCCACAGUUUUAUCCAUGGAAUCACAACCACCGAACGCUCCUGUACCCGCUCCCCCUGUUCCAACACAAGGUCUCGAUUGUGAAUCAUUUGAUUCGGAAACUGCAUUUGGCGAGCCAACAGACCAGAGCAAUUCAGUUCGAAUACCAACUCGAUGGGGUUGGUAUUGGAGCACAUCAAGUUUUGCGGCAACGAUGUCUGAAGUUACCAUGGACCUGUGGGUUGGUGCGGGUCAGUACAAUGAUAUGAAUGAAGGCACAUUCGCUGGAUCUGUCUCGGUGACAGUCCAAGAAUGUCAGUCUUUCAACCCCUUGUUUGCUUCUGUUGAUUGGACUGAUGCAUUCAUGGAGCCGGGCAGCUGUGUAAGCAGCCCCCCGGACAACAGACAUGUGCAUGUUGGUGAGCAGCUGCCUAUGGUGGGGAAGGGCAAAACAACGUUUGCACCUGGCCAAUACAACUUUGGUUGUUGCACAGUGGGAAGCCCAUGCUUUGUAAUUGUUCAUGCUGCUGUUUCUGUCUACGAUGAUGGGUGUUGCCAUGCAUUGGAUAGUCCAAGUGCCAGUCCAUCUGACCCUACCAGGCUUACUAGCUUCAACCCCUUGGACCCAGUGCCAUCAAGCUCGCCAAUGUUGCCAGCUCUAAGUCCUGUUGUCAUGGGCUCAGCCAGCCCUGUGACCAAUCCAACGUCAGUUACUGGCAGUCCCAAUAUGAUGACUCCUGUCAUGACAGGAGGCCCAACCCAAGUGGUGACGCCCAGUUCGCCUGUACCAGCAAUUCCAACCAAAAACCCUUUGCCGAAUCCUCCUGGCAAUGCUGGUGACAGACCCAGGGGCACAAUGCUUCCUUCGAUGGUGGCAUCAACAAGCAACAAGACCACUAUUCAACCCAACGAUUUCAGGACAACAACACUGCCCCCCAUGAAUUCAACAGCAAAUGAGACAAUGGCACCUUUCAAUUUUGGCUUCCCACCAAUGCCCACCACUUCCAGUUCACCUGCGAGUAGCGUUCCCGUGAUGUCUCCAUUGCCUAAUGAAACCUGCAGCAUCGUUGAAAGUGGCACACUUUUCAGCAAGCCAAAUCACAACAAUUAUUUUACACAGAUGACAGGUCGCUUUGGAUACUACCAUCACGAAUGGUACUUUACCGGCAACGACAGCGCCUACACGAUGGACACAUGGAUGGGAACCGGCACCUGCCAAGAAUCCCAAUCGCAAAAUCUUGUGUACGCAGGACAGAUACGUGUAAACGUUGCUACCUGUGGCUGUGAUGAUAACAGUCACAAGUCAAGUGUUGACUGGUCUGAGGUGCUUGAAGCCGAGAACCAGACUGACCUCUGUCUGCGAAGUGAACCGUGUGAACGAUAUGUCCACGUCGGGAACACCUUGCCCACGACCUGUGGGCACACCUCCUUUGCACACGAGCAUUUCCAGCUUGGUUGUUGCGUGGUUGGACAGCCCUGUUUUGUGAUUGUUGAAGCCACUGUUCAUUCAUACGAGCGUGGUUGCUGCAGCUGCGAUAGUUCGCCUUGA
Messenger RNA from Seminavis robusta, 1806 nucleotides. The record is from the annotation of a GenBank genome assembly. Lineage: Eukaryota; Bacillariophyta; Bacillariophyceae; Naviculales; Naviculaceae.